AUGCUAGGUAUUGGUUUUCGUUACAUCGUGUUAGGUAUUGGUUCUCGUUACACUGUGUUAGGUAUUGGUUCUCGUUACACUAUGUUUGGUAUGGGUUCUCGUUUCACUGUGUUGAGUAUUGGUUCUCGCUACGCUGUGUUAGGUAUUGGUUCUCGCUACACUGUGUUAGGUAUUGGUUCUCGUUACAUCGUGUUAGGUAUUGGUUCUCGCUACACUGUGUUAGGUAUUGGUUUUCGUUACAUCGUGUUAGGUAUUGGUUCUCGUUUCACUGUGUCGAGUAUUGGUUCUCGCUACACUGUGUUAGGUAUUGGUUCUCGCUACACUGUGUUAGGUAUUGGUUCUCGUUACACUAUGUUUGGUAUUAGUUCUCGUUUCACUGUGUUGAGUAUUGUUUCUCGUUACACUGUGUUUGGUAUUGGUUCUCGUUACAUCGUGUUAGGUAUUGGUUCUCGUUACAUCGUGUUAGGUAUUGGUUCUUGCUACACUGUGUUAGGUAUUGGUUCUCGUUACAUUGUGUUAAGUAUUGGUUCUCGUUACACUAUGCUAGGUAUUGGUUCUCGUUACAUCGUGUUAGGUAUUGGUUCUCGCUUCACUGUGUUAAGUAUUGGUUCUCGUUACAUCGUGUUAAUUAUUGGUUCUAACUAUACUGUGUUAUGUGUUGGUUCUCGUUACAUCGUGUUAAGUAUUGGUUCUAGCUACACUGUGUUAUGUGUUGGUUCUAGUUUCACUGUGUUGAGUAUUGUUUCUCGUUACAAAAAAUCCUAA
Messenger RNA from Limulus polyphemus (Atlantic horseshoe crab), 765 nucleotides. Its product is annotated as shematrin-like protein 1. Bases 1 to 765 code for a protein of 254 amino acids. The record is from RefSeq and is a predicted model, not a curated record. NCBI's taxonomy places the organism in Eukaryota, Metazoa, Arthropoda, Merostomata, Xiphosura, Limulidae. The transcript is spliced from 2 exons.